Messenger RNA from Phytophthora nicotianae INRA-310, 1790 nucleotides. RefSeq lists its product as hypothetical. Gene Ontology annotation, molecular function: hydrolase activity, hydrolyzing O-glycosyl compounds. The coding region runs from base 199 to 1677 and encodes 492 amino acids. The record is from RefSeq and is a predicted model, not a curated record. The transcript is spliced from 4 exons. NCBI's taxonomy places the organism in Eukaryota, Oomycota, Peronosporomycetes, Peronosporales, Peronosporaceae.
UGGUACACUGUUUCAAACCAAUUCGAAAUCUCAUAGAAGAUGACAGGUUUGUUGCCAACUGGUUUCACAGCAAGACCAGAAAUCGGAGACCAGCCUCUACAGUGUAGAGCGUAGUCACUACACUCUCCAUGGUCUCCAUUCCGCGUGCCAUCUCGUGAGCCACUUGCAAACUUUCGAGCUACAGGAACCGAGUCAAACAUGAAGGUUUUCGCCACUGCUGCAGCGCUGCUUGCGUCUCUAUCCGCCCACACCAGCACCGCCGGUUACGUGACGACGUCCGGCACAAACUUCGAGCUGGAUGGUAAACCAUUCUACGUGUUCGGUACCAAUGCGUACUGGGCCUCGGAGAUCACUUGGAGCAAGAAGGACCUGGCCACGAUUUUCAGCACCAUGGCCAAGAACGACCUGACCGUGUGUCGAACCUGGGGCUUUGCCGACCUGAAUCAGACCGGCACGGCACCCUACAACGUCGUGUAUCAGCUGUGGGAGAACGGUAAACCCACCGUCAACACUGGCGACAACGGUCUCGGUUACUUCGACCUGGUGGUCGCGGCGGCCAAGGCUGCCGGUGUCAAGCUGGUCGUUCCGUUCGUCAACAACUGGUCCGACUAUGGUGGCAUCGACGUGUACGUCCAGCAGCGCGGAGGUAAAUACCACGACGACUUCUACACGAACGAGAAGAUCAAGGCUGCAUACAAAAACUUUGUCAAGACGUUCGUGAAGCGCUAUGCUGACGACGAGACUAUCAUGGCUUGGCAACUGUGCAAUGAGUGCCGUUGUGCCGGAUCGGGAACUCUAAAGGAGUCGGGCAACUGUAACGCCACGACUCUUACGGACUGGAUGACUGAGAUGUCUGCGUACAUUAAAUCUCUGGACUCGAACCAUCUCGUAGCGUCUGGAAGCGAGGGCUUCAUGAACACGGAUAAGAGUGUCUACCUGUACUCUGGCCCUUCGGGUGUCGACUUCGACGCUAACUUGGCGAUUGACAGUAUAGAUUACGGUGCUUACCACGCGUACCCAGACUCGUGGGGUGUGUCCACCUCGGAGGCGAAAUCGUGGGGUAUCAAGUGGAUUGAUGACCACGUGGCUUCGGGAAAGAAGGCUGGCAAGCCCGUGAUUCUUGAAGAGUACGGCAUCAAGCCUCUUGACUCGGCCUCCUACUUGGCAUGGAGCGACCAAGUGUACAAGGCCAAGUCCAACAUGCAGUACUGGCAGUUUGGCGUCAAGUCACUCAGCACGCAUGACGACGGCUACGCAAUCUUUGACGAAGACGAACUGUUCUCUACUGUUAUUGCCACUGCCGCCGCCAAAUUCGCGUCUCUUAGUGGCUCAGCGUCGAACUCGAGCACCAGCAAAGGUACCUCGUCCAAUACGGCGUCCAGUGUUGCCGGUGAUGCUAGUUAUGCUACUGACGACAGCUCUAACGAGGAGACCGAAACCACGGAGGCUCCUACGGCGACUACCGCUACGCCCUCGGCGGUGGACGCUUCCUCGGACACCGCGGAAGAAUCGGCUGGUGACUCGGCCACUGGCUCGGGUACCGAGGCUUCGGCUGACACUACGACUCAGGAGUCGGCUACUGGAUCGGACUCCCCUACUGAGACUACCACUGAUGCCCCUGCUGUGACGACUGCUCCGACGAGCGAUAAGUGCGCUAUUCGCAACCGUCGUGCUUAAAGGAGGAAUUUUUGAAUGUUUUGGGGAACAUGGAUGUGUGCGUAAAAUGUAAAUCCACAUUGUUGGGAUGAGUUGUUAACAGCAAAUGUGCUUUCGGUAAAAUGAAUUCAGGG